UUUGGUGGCAGAGAGGCGGCAGAGAAAAUUAAUACCGAAAGGUACGCCGCCUGUUCACUGAUCUAAAAAUGAACAACAGCUGAUUGAAAUGGAACUCAUGAAUGAAGAAGUACCAAAAACCAUUUCCAAAUCCCCGAAAAGUGGCAUGUCCACGGGUGGCAAAAUACUGAUAGCUGCUACGGGUGGUGUCGGCAUUGGGCUAUCGAUUGUGUGCGCCUCCUUUGUGGCUCCCGCAUUCCGGAGGAUUUGCUUGCCGUAUGUUCCAGCUACCACCGAGCAAAUACAGAAUGUCCUUAGCUUUCUGCCCAAAAACGCGGGCGGUAAACUGUUGGACAUUGGUUCCGGAGACGGGCGCAUCGUAGUGGCGGCGGCACAGCACCAUAAAGCUUUAAGGACAGACGGCGUUGAACUGAAUCCAUGGCUGGUCUAUUACUCCCGUCUGAAUGCACUACGACAUGGCGUCUCAAAGCAAACUAGAUUCUUUCGGCGGGAUCUCUGGAAGUUUGAUAUCAAAGACUACAACUUCGUUGUCAUUUUCGGCGUGGAGCAAAUGAUGCAAGACCUAGAGCACAAGCUGAUCGCUGAGUGUCCGCACAACACAAAGAUUAUUGCCUGUCGCUUCCCACUGCCCAACUUGGAGCAUGUAAGGAUAAUCGAGGAUGGAGUAAAUACAGUGUGGUUCUAUGACCUCAACAAAAGUUAGCGCAA
Molecule: messenger RNA, 708 nt
Organism: Drosophila eugracilis
Lineage: Eukaryota; Metazoa; Arthropoda; Insecta; Diptera; Drosophilidae
Product: ATP synthase subunit C lysine N-methyltransferase
Exons: 2
Coding region: 89-703 (204 amino acids)
Biological process (GO): regulation of mitochondrial ATP synthesis coupled proton transport; positive regulation of proton-transporting ATP synthase activity, rotational mechanism; peptidyl-lysine trimethylation
Cellular component (GO): mitochondrion
Molecular function (GO): protein-lysine N-methyltransferase activity
Source: RefSeq, a predicted model, not a curated record